Messenger RNA from Danio rerio (zebrafish), 3096 nucleotides. The record is from RefSeq and is a predicted model, not a curated record. Lineage: Eukaryota; Metazoa; Chordata; Actinopteri; Cypriniformes; Danionidae.
CAUUUAUUCUUUAGUCUUCUGAUGACUUUCAGUGCUAAUAAUUGAGUGGGCUUUGUUUACCAGCUGUUUCUCUCUCAGGAUGGCUUUUAUGGCACUGAAUGUGCUGUGACGUCCUGAAAUAGGACAUGUUAGUAUAAACUAGCCAUUCUGGUUAUUCUAGUCUCUCGUCAGCAUCAUCAAAUGACUCAUUAAAGGGCGUUUUAGCAGCAAAACACUCCAAGUUGUUCACUGACAGACAUGCGAUGGUGUUUAUGUAUGCGUUAGCUCUAGGCUAGCUGAUCAGAUAGAGCAGCAGAAGCCGCGACUGGAGGACAUUUUAGAUUCAGAACACAAAUAUUUAAUUAAAGAUCAUUUCACACAUCACAGUGCCUGAUUAGAGACGAGACAAGAAGAUGGGAGCAUCCGAGUCUCUUCAAGAGAAAAGGAUUGUUCUUCUUGGGAAAACUGGAGAUGGCAAGAGCAGCGCGGGGAACACGAUUCUCAAACAAGAGGUAUUCAAGAGCAAAGCUUCACCUGAAUCUGUGACAGUCGAAUGUGUCAGCGGAGAUCGAAAGAUUGAUGGAAAGAAGAUCACAGUCAUCGACACGCCUGGACUCUUUGACACUGCCGUCGAUGAGGAGACCAUUAAAUCUGAGAUCAUUAGAUCAGUGAUCGAAAGCUCUCCAGGUCCAGACGUGUUCACCAUCGUCCUGAAGGUUGGCAGAUACACGGGACAUGAGAUGGAGAUAGUGGAUAAAAUUGUGGAAUAUUGUGGAGAAGAUACCUUUAAUCACUCUGUGGUUUUGUUCACUCAUGGAGAGCAGCUAGAAGGUCAAACCAUCGAGGAGUUUGUGAAGAUGAGUCCAAAACUUCAGGAGCUGGUUAAUAAAUGUGGCGGUCGCUGUCACGUCAUCGACAGCAAGUACUGGAAGAAACGACAAAUGGGAUACAGAAGCAACAGAGUUCAGGUGAAGAAACUCCUGGAGACCAUCGAGGAGAAGCUGAAGGACAACAAGAACAGCUGCUACACCAAUGAGCUGCUCCAGAUGGUGGAGGAGGAAAUUCAAGAGGAGGUCAAGAACAUGGAUGAAGUCAGUUUGUCUCCUGAGGAAAAACGGGAGAUUGCGAAAAAGAUUGUGCAUAAGAAACUUCUCAUUCGACUUGCUGGAGUCGCUACAGGCACUCUGACUGGAGCCUUUCUGGGCAUCGGAGUUGCUGUGGCAUCUGUCGUUACUUUACUGAAAGCUGUAGGAACAAUAGCAGGAGCCGCAGCAGCCGGAGCUUCAGGACUAGCAGGUGGAGCCUCAGGAUUAGCAGCCGGAGCCUCGGGACUAGUGACUGGAGCUUCAGGACUCGCGGCUGGAGCUUCGGGAUUAGCAGCGGGAACUGUGGCAGUGGAGGCAGGGCUGGUCACCGGUGCCAGUGCAGGCAUUGGAGCAGGUCUUGGAGCGGCUGCUGGUUCAGGAAUCACGGCAGGGAUUGUUGUUGGAGCCGCAGCUCUUGCUGGAGCAAUUGGUGGAGGAAUUACUGGAUGCAAAGCAGCGGAUGAAUCAGAUUCUGUGUGUGACGCCAUUAAAAAUGCAGCAAAAAUAAAUUAUGAGAAUGCCAAAGGUGUGGUGAAGAAAGCCCAAAAACAUCAACACAAACUUUUGAAAAUCAAAAAGAAUGAUAAAUUAGAAUGAUAACUUUUAUUAAGCUAUUACCACAGUUUCACAAACAAACAUGCUUUAAAUAAAAUGAAGAACAAACUGAAAUUAUGUUAAAAACAGACAAACCUAAGUUUGCUUUGGCAGUUCAAAACUGCCCACCAAAGCGACCUUUUGGGGAGUUAGUUUUGGCUCCUAAACACAUUUGAGCAUUGGUUUGUUACAAUUAUACAGUCAUUGGGUGUGUUCUGGAACAAAAACGAACACAACAAAUAAACAACAUGAAUGCACUAGAGAGUUGAGAAGCAGAGCUGGUACAGAUGUAUCUGCAAUUGUGCAAUCGCUUGCUUCAAAGGCGUAGAUUUAGGGUGGACGGAGGGGAUGUGUCUCCAUCAAUAUCCUCUGACCAUUGAAAUGUUCACACCAAUAAUUCAAUCCACUUAAAAAAAAUUAAAUAUUUAAAUUGCGCUGUCAGCAUUAACUUAGAGACGCAAAAAGAGUUAAAUUACGUUCUCUCCUUAAGCCCUUCUGCCCCUAAAACACAUUUGGACUUGACUUUUUGUUUUUAAAAGUAUCGAUAUUUUAGCUAUAUUUUAAUAAUUUCUGCAUAACUAAAUGUUUUAGAGCUGUGUACAGUUAUUAAGUUAUUAAGUGAGAAUUGAGAGUUAUAGUCAGAAUUCCGAGUUAUAAAGUCUCAAUUAUGAGUUAUUAAGUUAGAAUUGCGAGAUAUGAAGUCAGAAUUCCAAGUUAUAAAGUUAGAAUUUUGAGGUAUUAAGUUGGAAUUGCGAGUUAUAAAGUCAGAAUUCCGAAUUAUUAAGUCAGAAUUCUGAGUUAUAAAGUUAGAAUUCAAAGUUACUAAGUUAGAAUUGCGAGUUAUGAAGUCAGAAUUCCAAGUUAUAAAGUUAGAAUUUAGAGGUAUCAAGUUAGAAUUGUGUGUUAUAAAGGCAGAAUUCCAAAUUAUUAAGUCAGAAUUCUGAGUUAUAAAGUUAGAAUUCAGAGUUAUUAAGUUUCAAUUGUAAGUUGUAAAGUCAGAAUCCCGAGUUAUUAAGUUAUAAUUCUGAGUUAUUUAGUCAGAAUUCCGAGUUAAGUUAGAAUAGUGAGUUAUAAAUUCAGAAUUCCAUGUUAUAAAUGUAGAACUCCGAGUUAUUAGGUCAGAAUUCUGAGUUUAUAGGUUAGAAUUGUGAGUUAUAGUCAGAAUUCCGAGUUAUUAGGUAAGAAUUGUGAGUUGUAGUCAGAAUUCCGAGUAAUUAAGUCAGAAUUCCGAGUUAUAAAGUUAGAAUUCCGAGUUAUAGGGUCAGAAUUCCGAUUUAUAAAGUUAGAAUUCAGAAUUUUUAAGUUAGAAUUGUGAGUUGUAAAGUCAGAAUUCCGAGUUUUAAAGUCAGAAUUCCAUGUUAUUAAGUUAGAACUCCGAGUUAUUAGGUCAGAAUUCUGAGUUAUUAGGUUAGAAUUGUGAGUUAUAAGCCCCUUUCAC